Molecule: messenger RNA, 1244 nt
Organism: Acomys russatus (golden spiny mouse)
Lineage: Eukaryota; Metazoa; Chordata; Mammalia; Rodentia; Muridae
Gene: Vps72
Product: vacuolar protein sorting 72 homolog
Exons: 6
Coding region: 58-1164 (368 amino acids)
Biological process (GO): regulation of DNA-templated transcription; chromatin remodeling
Cellular component (GO): nucleus
Molecular function (GO): ATP-dependent H2AZ histone chaperone activity
Source: RefSeq, a predicted model, not a curated record
UCCGAGAACCGGAGCCUAGCGAGGGGCUGUGGUUGCGGCGCAGCCUCUGUGGGCGCCAUGAGCUUGGCCGGGGGCCGCGCCCCGCGGAAAACCGCCGGGAACCGGCUCUCUGGGCUCUUGGAAGCAGAGGAGGAAGAUGAGUUCUACCAGACGACCUACGGGGGUUUCACUGAGGAAUCUGGAGAUGAUGAGUACCAAGGGGACCAGUCUGACACAGAGGACGAGGUGGACUCUGACUUCGACAUUGAUGAAGGAGACGAGCCAUCCAGCGAUGGAGAAGCCGAGGAGCCAAGGAGGAAGCGCAGAGUCGUCACCAAAGCCUAUAAGGAGCCACUAAAGAGCUUGAGGCCCCGAAAGGUCAGCACCCCAGCAAGUAGCUCUCAGAAGACCAGAGAGGAGAAGACACUGCUGCCACUGGAACUACAGGAUGACGGUUCUGACGGUCGGAAGUCCAUGCGUCAGUCCACGGCUGAGCACACACGACAAACAUUCCUUCGGGUUCAAGAGAGGCAAGGACAGUCCCGGAGGCGAAAGGGUCCCCACUGUGAGCGGCCACUAACCCAGGAAGAGCUGCUCAGGGAGGCCAAGAUCACUGAGGAGCUCAACUUACGUUCACUCGAGACCUAUGAGAGGCUGGAGGCUGACAAGAAGAAGCAGGUUCACAAGAAGCGCAAGUGCCCGGGGCCAGUCGUCACCUAUCACUCGCUGGCCGUGCCCCUCGUAGGGGAGCCUGCGCCCAAGGAGGAGAAUGUGGACGUGGAAGGACUUGACCCUGCGCCUGCGUCCUCUGCGUUGACUGCACGCGCCGGGCCUGGGCCUGCCAUCACCCCUGCCGUCGCCCCUGCUUACUGCUCACGGACCUUUAUCACAUUCAGUGACGAUGCGACAUUUGAAGAGUGGUUCCCCCAGGGGCGACCCCCAAAGGUUCCCAUACGGGAGGUCUGUCCAGUGACCCAUCGUCCCGCUUUGUACCGGGACCCUGUUACAGACAUACCCUAUGCCACUGCUCGAGCCUUCAAGAUCAUCCGUGAGGCAUACAAGAAAUACAUUACGGCCCAUGGGCUGCCGCCCGCUGCCUCAGCGCUGGGCCCUGGCCCCCCACCCCCCGAGCCACUCCCCGGUGCUGGGCCCCGAGCCUUGCGUCAGAAAAUUGUCAUCAAGUAGAGAGGUGGGCAAGUUCCUCUCAUGACCCAGCCUUGACUGAUCUCUGUUCUGUUGUUUUCAUCAUUUCCUCCCUAGUUUAU